CUCUCUAUAGCAUAGAUAUUCUUAAUGAAAAUUCCAACACCUAAAUAUAUACACAUAGAUAUACGCACGGAAUGACAAGUAUCAUAGUUAUAUAAAAGCGUGAAAAUUGUUCACUGAUCAUAAAAUAAACUAUGAAACAUUGAACAGAUUAAUAAUCAUGUUAUGAUUAACAGACAAUCGAAUUAUUUCUAUUUAAUUAUCAAUUUGUACAUAAUUCUGAUGAAGUUUUACCCAGUAAACACAAAACCGGGAUGAUAAAAAUAUUAGAUACAGAGAAUAAUUCAUGACUGAAUAAAAUGAAAAUAAUGUACAACGGUUGGAUAUGGCGAAAAUAUAAUUCCCUUAUAUUUAUUGUAUUACUUACUGAACUUUAUAAAUAUUUAUGCAAAUAUUAUUAUCCAGAUUUUUUGUAUAUCAAUUUUCUGAAUGGAGUUAAUGGUCAAUUAAAUCUUUGGGUAGAUCGUCAAUUAGUAAUACAGAUUAUUGAAUCAAUGCCACAUAAUCAAAAUAUCCCUAGUAAAUUACGUUGUCCAAGAAGAUUACCUGAAAUUCAUCGACAUAUACCCGAACAUUUGUUCCUUGUUUUCAAUGGACUACUUUUACACGAAGCACUGGAUCGCAUUUCAUUAUCUGCCCAUAGACCUAUCCCUCCACGCAUUGAUAUGUUGCGCGUUAAGUGGAGAGCUGGUUUUGAACGUUUAACUUACAAUAUUGAUUUGAAGUCAAUGAACCAUACACUAUUGCAUACUCCACUUCUAAAUAUUGCCAAAUCUGGUUAUAUACCAGCUACUCAAUCAGAUGUACAAAUUUCCCUACCAUGUACUGGAAGAUUUACUGGUAUAGCUCCAUUUCAAGUAAGAUUAGAUGUUCAAAGAGAAUUUGAAGGUUUAAGAAAAAUUCCACCAAUUUCAUUUAUCGUAUACAAAUAUUGUCUUAGUGCAUCUCAACACACGCGAUUCAUUAUCAAAUGCGAAUGUCGCGCUCAAUGCUUACAAUCAAACACAUACAACCACCGACAUCCAAUUCGAAAGCGCUGUAUCCGACGUUGCAGAAAACGUUUUGGACUAAAUAAUCCAAACCCGAGACAGAAUAAAUGAAAACCAAUAUUCGAAGGACAAAGACGAAGACAUUGUAGAGAACUAGUUUUUCAUUUUGACAGUUAUCAACAUACAUGAUAAAUUUUUUAAAACUGAUAAACAUUUAAGUGCUUCUGAAAAACCUAACGUAAUGAAGUUCCUCUUUUCCAAAAAUUGGAAAUUAAAUCUAUCAAGAUUUACUUUAGAUAAUAUUAUACCUGUAGCACGAAUCUAAAAGUGUAACAAUAGUGAUAUCUCAAUAACCUAAAUUCAAGGUGUGAACAUUAAUUGUUAUUAAAUUAAUUAUACUACUUUUAACUAACAAAUAGUAUAACUGUCGUUUAACAAGCUGCAGAGCAGAAAACAUGGGC
Molecule: messenger RNA, 1447 nt
Organism: Schistosoma margrebowiei
Lineage: Eukaryota; Metazoa; Platyhelminthes; Trematoda; Strigeidida; Schistosomatidae
Source: the annotation of a GenBank genome assembly